AGUGCCUAAGUAAGAACGUUUGGUGGUUAGUUUCCCAAAACAACCGUGUCCUCAGUUUCGGUCAAAUGUAGUUACAUCUUUAAAAAAGUUCAGUCAUGUCGACGGCUAUGAAUUUCGGAACCAAGUCGUUCAAACCUCGGGCACCGGAUAAAGGAUCCUUCCCCUUAGAUCAUUUCGGUGAAUGUAAAUCGUUCAAAGAGAGCUUUAUGCGCUGCCUCAGAGAGAACAACUUCGACAACUCUCUGUGUCGUCUGCAGUCUAAAGAGUAUCUGGAGUGCAGGAUGGAAAAGCAGUUGAUGGCUAAGGAACCUCUGGAAAAGCUUGGCUUCAGGGAUCUGAUGGACGCACCCCAAGCAGAGAACACAGAGGCAAAACCCUGAAGAAUGUUUGUGAAGUGCAUUACUACUUCCUCUCCACCUUUUCAGCUCCCUUAGGUUAUUUAAGCUGUGAUGUUGAAGAUGUUAUGUAAAUUGUGUAAAUAUAAAAAUGUUCGAUAUUCUA
This is a messenger RNA of Colossoma macropomum (tambaqui), 501 nucleotides long. RefSeq names its product cytochrome c oxidase assembly protein COX19 (gene cox19). Gene Ontology annotation, biological process: mitochondrial respiratory chain complex IV assembly. The transcript is spliced from 3 exons. Lineage: Eukaryota; Metazoa; Chordata; Actinopteri; Characiformes; Serrasalmidae. The record is from RefSeq and is a predicted model, not a curated record. Gene Ontology annotation, cellular component: mitochondrial intermembrane space. Bases 96 to 380 code for a protein of 94 amino acids.